AUGGACCUCUACCUCCUAAAGGUGCUCCAGCUGCUCACGGUGCUGCGCUACAUCCUGCCAAUCUACCUCCCAGCUCAGGUGGUGUUGAAGGUCGAGAUGCUCCCUUUUCUGGACGUGAUGAACUCAGUGAAGAGGGAGAGUGUGAAGGAUUUGGUGGAUGUGCAAGAACUCACGGUCUUUGGGCCGCGUAGGUCAUUUGGACUACUGCGAUUCAAGCCUCGACAAGAUGAGCAGUACAGCCAGGUACGUGAAAGGAUGUGGAAAACCAUUCAAGUACUACGGGAGACCUACGGGAGACUCCUCAUCGUCUUGCGGGUGGACCUGGUGAGAAUCGUACGAUGUGGGCGCAAUUCACCAAAACAAGAGAGGCCAGGAGGAGAAGUUCACACGGCUCUAUGUUGA
This is a messenger RNA of Symbiodinium sp. CCMP2456, 402 nucleotides long. Lineage: Eukaryota; Dinophyceae; Suessiales; Symbiodiniaceae. The record is from the annotation of a GenBank genome assembly.